GGCAUUGGUUUUUCUCCCCUUCCUCUUGCAAAGACCCUUGUAUCUGAUCUAUACUCCUGGGUUGUACACUUGUGAGGCAGAAACCUCUACUCUCAAGAAGAGGGAAGACUGGCAAACCUUAGCUGCUGGUAGGGCUUGUUUCUCUAAAUUCUUAGUUGUAAGUCACUCAGACACAGUCCUCUUCCCUGCUUCUGUUGCUUUGGUUGCUGAUCUUCCUCAGAGCUUUCCAGUGCCUCAGCCUUUUUCCUUUUAACCAACCCUCUGUUCAAGUGCUUUCUCCAGAAGAAAGGCAUCUUACUUACCUACAACUAGCUUCAUCCUGCAGCCCUCCCUUCUCCAUCUAGCCAAACUGGUUUGAGUCAGCCACACUCCCUCCCCAGCUCCUGGGGCUCUUCAGAUGAUGGCUGGCCACUCAGCCCCACCCCUGGGCUUGGAGCCCUGAGUCAGCUCCAUCUUCACCUGAGCCAAAUCAAACCUGAGGCUGGAGCCGAAACUCAGAGUUCCUCAAUGCCUAUAGCCAGGUGAUGCAGGACGAGGAGAAGGCAGUGGAGAUUGUGGUGAGCAACAUGACAACUGCUCAUUCUCCAUCCCCCAUCCGCGGCUGCUGGCUCCGCCUCCGCUGCUUGGCAGCUACUAGCAUUAUCUGUGGCUGCUCUUGCCUGGGAGUCAUGGCUCUUGUGUUUGCCAUCAAGGCAGAAGAGCGACAUAAGGCAGGCCGAUUCGAGGAGGCAGUGCACUGGGGGGUCCGGUCCCGGAGGCUCAUCCUGGCCAGCUUUGCCGUCUGGCUUGCUGUCCUCAUUCUAUGCCCUGUGCUGCUGUGGCUGCUUUCCUACGCCAUCACUCAGGCUGAAUGACCCUGACUGGCCUGUGCUGAGAGUCAGCUGAGACAUGUUGGAUCCAACAGUGCAACAUUGCUAAGUUCUGGUGACAGCAGUGGUCCUUCUUGGCUGGAAGGGUGGGGCUUCUCUCAAGGGCCUUUGGAAGAGCUCUUCUAGCCUUUUAUAACAAGAGCUAAGACUGGGGAGGGGUGAUCAGCUGGCUCUGUUUCAAUGCCCUCCACCUUCUCUCUAUCCUGCUCCACUCCAUCCUAGGGGCUUCUACCCAGAGGAGGGGGUUGAAGACCAGGCCUAAUUUUAUUAGAAUUUGUUUUGUAAUAAAAACCUCUUUUGGUGUUGAAA
Molecule: messenger RNA, 1178 nt
Organism: Cavia porcellus (domestic guinea pig)
Lineage: Eukaryota; Metazoa; Chordata; Mammalia; Rodentia; Caviidae
Gene: Tmem265
Product: transmembrane protein 265
Exons: 3
Coding region: 525-854 (109 amino acids)
Cellular component (GO): membrane
Source: RefSeq, a predicted model, not a curated record